GUAACAAGGAAGUAUGAUAAUAGUAUCAAUACUAUUACCUGAAUAUAAUUGUACCGAUUGAACACGUACAAUAUAGUACUAAACUUAACAACAAUUCACUAAUGGAUAGUUCUCACAGAUCAAUCAAGAUUUAGUAGGCGUGCAUAUAUAUAUUAUGGUAAAAUUUGACUGUUGUACUUAUGUCGAUUUAUAAUUGUAUUGUACGCUCUGUCAAACACAUGUAUAUAUCGUCUGAAAAUGUCACAUAUAGAUAGAGGUGAUACUACGUGUUGGUGCUGUCCAAACUGUGUUGGAUUGAGGAGAAUAUUUGCUAGAUUCUUUGUGGAUGUAAGCAUAUGGAUAAUCGUUGGUGUACCAGUAUUGUAUUUGUAUAAAAACAGUGUACCAUACAGACGAGGGUUUUUCUGUAAUGAUGACAGUUUACGUUACCCAUACAAAGAAAACACCAUAUCUGACGAUUUACUGCUGCUCAUUGGUUUCGCUUUACCAUUUGUUGUUUUUAUACUUAAUGAAUCUGAGAGAUACCGGGUAACUAGAAAGACAGACCACGUGAACAAAUACCUGGUUGUUUUUCUGAAGAUCUCGUGUGCCUAUGCAUUUGGGUUUACCAUUAUAGAACUGAUAAUUCAGGGAGCUAAACCAGCCAUUGGACGCUUACGACCACAUUUCUUCGAUGUUUGUAAGCCUGAUUUUUCAAAGAUUGAUUGCACUAAAGGGUAUAUAACAGAUUAUAACUGUACAAAUGCUAAUAUAAGUGAUAAACUGGACAGAGAGAGCAGAUUGUCCUUCCCAUCUGGACACGCUGGAUUUGCAAUGUACAGUGCUAUUUUCACGGCGUUAUAUAUGGAAAAACAGGUAACCCUUCGAUGUUCUGCUGUUGCAAAAUGUUUCACUCAGACAGCGAUGGUUUUAUUGGCUUUAAUGUGUGCUGUUACACGCCUGUAUGACAACCGACAUCACGUGUCAGAUAUUGUAGCUGGUUGCGUUUUAGGCGCCGUUAUUGGAUUUUAUAUGUUUAAGGUCCUUGGAGAAAAAGCUUUACGUUCACGUACACUUCAUUUAAAAAUACCAUUUUUAAUGCGAAAGCAACACCAUCGAAAAGGAGAGAUUUCUACGCCGACGCCACUGUUGAGUCAAACAUGUUCGUCGUCAUCAACGACAGAGAUGAACCAUUACUUCAUUGGUCGUGAUGGAAAGGAAUCUAAUUUAAGUAAUGUCUGAUUAAAGUAGUGUGAUAUAGCGUGUUCAUAGUCAUGUGACGUUUAGACAAAAAUCAUAUAUUUGGAUUGACCUCGUCGAUGGAGACACUAUUGUUAUUCAAGAAAAGAUCGAAAUCAGAAAACAAUUCUCCAGUACAGGAAUUUCUUUCUGGGACUACAUUUUGCCUUAUGAAAUGUGCUGUUUUCAAAAUACAACACAACAAAGACAACCACAUGUCACCGAUGACAUGUUUCUUUGUGAUUAGAAACUUAAAGGACGAAAGAAGAAUACUUCUUAAAGAAUGCAGUAAAAGUUACACAUAUGAACUAGAAGAGCAAAUAGCAUAAGUGGAACACAUAUGAAUUUACAACAAUUUCCCAUAACUCAAACGAAGACA
Messenger RNA from Mytilus trossulus (common blue mussel), 1597 nucleotides. RefSeq names its product phospholipid phosphatase 1-like. Bases 238 to 1221 code for a protein of 327 amino acids. The transcript has 6 exons. Gene Ontology annotation, molecular function: phosphatidate phosphatase activity. Gene Ontology annotation, cellular component: plasma membrane. NCBI's taxonomy places the organism in Eukaryota, Metazoa, Mollusca, Bivalvia, Mytilida, Mytilidae. Gene Ontology annotation, biological process: phospholipid dephosphorylation; phospholipid metabolic process; signal transduction. The record is from RefSeq and is a predicted model, not a curated record.